UGGGCUGCAGUGACAGUCGGCGGCGGAGCGGCCAGGCCAGCAGAGGAGAAUUCAGCUUAGAGAACCACAAACACAGGAGAAUGCAAGCCCACGAGUUAUUCCGGUAUUUUCGAAUGCCAGAGCUGGUUGACUUCCGACAGUACGUUCGCACUCUUCCAACCAACACUCUCAUGGGCUUCGGAGCUUUUGCAGCACUCACCACGUUCUGGUACGCCACAAGACCCAAAGCCCUGAAGCCGCCAUGUGACCUCUCCAUGCAGUCGGUGGAGGUGGCGGGUAGUGAUGGUGCCCGAAGAUCCGCGCUACUUGAUAGUGAUGAGCCCUUGGUAUAUUUCUAUGAUGAUGUCAGAACAUUAUAUGAAAUCUUCCAGAGGGGUAUACAGGUGUCAAACAACGGACCUUGCUUAGGCUCUCGGAAACCAGACCAACCCUACGAAUGGCUUUCAUACAAAGAGGUUGCAGAAUUGUCAGAAUGUGUGGGCUCAGCACUGAUCCACAAAGGCUUCAAGGCCUCCUCAGAUCACUUCAUUGGCAUCUUUGCUCAAAACAGACCUGAGUGGGUGAUUAUUGAACAGGGAUGCUUUGCUUAUUCCAUGGUGGUGGUUCCACUUUAUGAUACCCUUGGAACAGAGGCGAUCACAUACAUAAUCAACAAAGCUGAACUCUCUCUGGUUUUUGUUGACAAAGCAGAGAAGGCAGAACUCUUAUUAGAUGGUGUAGAGAAUAAGUUAAUACCAUGCCUUAAAACGAUAGUUCUCAUGGAUGCCUAUGGCAGUGAUCUGGUAGAACAUGGCAAGAAGUGUGGGGUGGAAAUCAUCAGCAUGAAGGCAUUUCAGAACCUGGGAAGAGCCAACCGACAGAAGCCCAAACCUCCAACACCUGAAGAUCUUGCAAUAAUCUGUUUCACAAGUGGAACUACAGGCAACCCCAAAGGAGCAAUGAUCACCCAUCAAAACGUGGUGAGCGAUUGCUCAGCUUUUGUGAAAAUGACACAGAAUAUAGUCAAUCCUUGCCCAGAUGACACUUUGAUUUCUUUCUUGCCUCUGGCCCAUAUGUUUGAGACAGUUGUAGAGUCUGUCAUGCUGUGUCAUGGAGCGAAAAUAGGAUUUUUCCAAGGAGAUAUCAGGCUGCUUAUGGAUGACCUCAAGGUGCUUCAGCCUACUAUUUUCCCUGUAGUUCCCAGACUGCUGAACCGGAUGUUCGACCGAAUUUUUGGACAAGCAAACACCACACUGAAACGGUGGCUGUUAGACUUUGCCUACAAGAGGAAAGAAGCAGAGCUUCGCAGUGGCAUCAUUAGAAACAAUAGCCUGUGGGAUAAACUCAUCUUCCACAAAAUACAGUCAAGUCUGGGAGGAAAAGUCCGAUUGAUGAUCACAGGAGCUGCGCCAGUGUCUUCCACAGUGCUAACGUUUCUAAGAGCUGCGCUUGGCUGUCAGUUUUAUGAAGGCUAUGGACAGACAGAGUGCACUGCUGGUUGCUGCCUGACUAUGCCUGGAGACUGGACAGCAGGCCAUGUUGGUUCUCCAAUGCCUUGCAGUCAUAUUAAACUUGUUGAUGUAGAAGAAAUGAAUUACAUGGCUGCCAAGGGUGAGGGUGAGGUGUGUGUGAAAGGGCCAACUGUAUUUAAGGGCUACUUGAAGGACCCAGCAAAAACAGCAGAAGUUUUGGAUAAAGAUGGUUGGUUGCACACAGGAGAUAUUGGAAAAUGGUUACCAAAUGGCACCUUGAAGAUUAUCGACAGAAAAAAGCACAUAUUUAAACUGGCUCAAGGAGAAUACAUAGCCCCUGAAAAAAUUGAAAAUAUCUACAUACGAAGUGAACCUGUUGCUCAGGUGUUUGUCCACGGAGAGAGCUUGCAGUCAUUUCUCAUAGCAAUUGUGGUACCAGAUGCUGAAACUUUAUGUUCCUGGGCCCAAAAGAAGGGAUUUGAAGGAUCCUUUGAUGAACUGUGCAGAAAUAAGGAUGUCAAAAAAGCUAUCUUAGAAGACAUGGUGAGACUUGGGAAGGAUGCUGGUCUAAAACCGUUUGAACAGAUCAAAGGCAUUUUCCUACACCUUGAAUUAUUUUCUAUUGACAACGGCCUUCUGACUCCUACAAUGAAGGCUAAAAGAUCAGAGUUACGGAAUUAUUUCCGGUCUCAGAUAGAGGAACUUUAUUCUACCAUCAAGGCCUAACGUGAAGAAGAAAGCUUGGGGAAGAGAAAAAAAAAAUACACACACACAUACACACACUACUCCACGAUCUCUUCUGCUGAUGAUGGCCUCUGGUUAGUAAUUUUGACUACAGCAAGCAUAGGGAAGGAAACAUUAAUAUUUUUUACUUGUCCACUCGGGGUUCUUGUCAUAGGAGUAUUAGAGGAAAUGGAACACUGCCUUAUUGUCACCUCGUGUUGCAGACCAUAUUUAUAAUGAUAAACAAUUUCCAAAAUGAGCCUUAAAAAUUGUAAAGGGAAAAUUAUAAAUGUACUAAGUUAUUUGAGACUUGCUCAGUUAAAAAGGUGGGUGUUAAAACUUCUGUCUCUGUUUUUCUAACCAAGGGGUUAGGACUUUGCUGUUUCUGAGAUGUGUGUUACUUGCUGCAGAUUCUGCAGUUGUCUGCUGCUCUAAAGAGUACAGUGCACUGGAGGGAAACUGUCAUUUAAGAACAAGAACAGUUUUCCAGGCUGGAGAAUGUCA
This is a messenger RNA of Orycteropus afer afer, 2678 nucleotides long. It is a transcript of the gene ACSL1, whose product is annotated as acyl-CoA synthetase long chain family member 1. Gene Ontology annotation, biological process: long-chain fatty-acyl-CoA biosynthetic process; long-chain fatty acid metabolic process; very long-chain fatty acid metabolic process. Gene Ontology annotation, cellular component: membrane; endoplasmic reticulum. NCBI's taxonomy places the organism in Eukaryota, Metazoa, Chordata, Mammalia, Tubulidentata, Orycteropodidae. The record is from RefSeq and is a predicted model, not a curated record. Gene Ontology annotation, molecular function: arachidonate-CoA ligase activity.